GUUUCUUUAGAAAACUGUGUUGAGGUUGGGCGAAUUGCCAACACAUACAAUCUCACAGAAGUGGAUAAAUAUGUUAAUAAUUUCAUCCUGAAGAACUUCCCUGCGUUACUAAGUACUGGUGAAUUUGUGAAACUCCCCUUUGAACGUCUUGCCUUCGUGCUCUCAAGUAACAGCCUUAAGCACUGCACCGAGCUGGAGCUCUUCAAGGCGGCCUGUCGCUGGCUGCGCUACGAGGAGCCUCGGAUGGAGUACGCGGCCAAGCUCAUGAAGAACAUCCGAUUUCCCCUGAUGACCCCCCAGGAUCUUAUUAACUAUGUGCAGACGGUGGACUUCAUGAGAACUGACAACACCUGCGUGAACUUGCUUUUGGAAGCCAGCAAUUACCAAAUGAUGCCCUACAUGCAGCCGGUGAUGCAGUCGGAGCGGACUGCCAUCCGCUCGGACAGCACCCACCUGGUGACGCUGGGGGGAGUGCUGAGGCAGCAGCUGGUCGUCAGCAAAGAGCUGCGCAUGUACGACGAGAAGGCCCACGAGUGGCGAUCGCUCGCGCCCAUGGACGCCCCGAGGUACCAACACGGCAUCGCCGUCAUCGGCAACUUCCUCUACGUCGUCGGCGGCCAGAGCAACUACGACACGAAAGGCAAAACCGCGGUCGACACGGUCUUCAGAUUCGACCCCCGCUAUAACAAGUGGAUGCAAGUCGCGUCGCUGAACGAGAAGAGGACCUUCUUCCACCUAAGUGCCCUCAAAGGACAUUUGUACGCGGUCGGUGGUCGGAACGCGGCCGGUGAGCUCGCUACAGUGGAGUGUUACAACCCCAGAAUGAAUGAGUGGAGCUACGUCGCAAAAAUGAAUGAACCCCACUAUGGCCAUGCUGGAACCGUGUACGGGGGGUUAAUGUAUAUUUCAGGGGGAAUCACCCAUGAUACUUUCCAAAAGGAACUCAUGUGCUUUGACCCUGACACAGACAAAUGGACUCAGAAAGCCCCGAUGACGACGGUCAGAGGUCUGCACUGCAUGUGUACUGUAGGAGACAAGCUUUAUGUUAUCGGUGGAAAUCACUUCAGAGGAACGAGCGACUACGACGAUGUUCUAAGCUGUGAAUACUACUCCCCAACUCUAGACCAGUGGACUCCCAUUGCCGCCAUGCUGCGUGGGCAAAGCGAUGUUGGGGUAGCCGUCUUUGAAAAUAAAAUCUAUGUGGUUGGAGGAUAUUCCUGGAAUAAUCGGUGCAUGGUGGAAAUAGUUCAGAAAUACGAUCCGGAAAAAGAUGAGUGGCAUAAAGUGUUCGACCUUCCCGAAUCACUCGGGGGCAUCCGAGCCUGCACUCUCACUGUUUUUCCCCCCGAGGACAAUACAGGGUCUCCUUCUAGAGAAUCUCCUCUUUCAGCACCUUAGAAACAUCCCUUGACUUCUGUUGUUGUAGUAAUACCUUUGCACUGCGUUCAUGGAGUCUGUUCUUUUUCUUCAGUAGUUUCUGUUAGGCUUAGCCUACAGCAGUUGGUACAGUUACUGGAAAUAAAAAGACUUUAACAUUACAUGUGCUGUUCGUUUGGCCUAGAAUGUUUAUCAAGUGGUAAU
Tinamus guttatus (white-throated tinamou) is the source of this 1581-nucleotide messenger RNA. The record is from RefSeq and is a predicted model, not a curated record. Lineage: Eukaryota; Metazoa; Chordata; Aves; Tinamiformes; Tinamidae.